AUGCACAUCAAGGCGCAGAGGCAAGUCUGGACAGUCCUUACCGCUGACGAAGCCUCCCGGGCUCAGGACUCGGGACGUUUAACCCAUUGUAGUGCAGGAACUUACCGUUCUCGCUCCCGAGUUCGUAGCGUUGUACCGGCUUUGCUCCACAGCAUAAACGGUUUUGCCAGCGCUCGUGCGGUUGGAAAGCCGAACACGCCUCCAACAAAUUUGCCGCCAAGCCUUCUGCUUCCGCUGCAGGAGCAUGCCAUGCUGACGUUGCCUGCCAAGCCUGAGCAGCACGAUCCACAGGCUCAUUUUCAGGAGAUGUGCUCUCAGCCCCGUGGAGCCUCCCCUAGCGCGCCUGCAGCCACCAUCUCUAGCACCAUCAGACCAUCCAAGACACAGUCAGGCGUGCUCGAGUUCUAUUCUGGCUAUUUCGAAGGCGCCCUACGCGGCAACAACUUCGCAGAGGCGCUCAGCGGCAAGAUCAGACUAGAACAAGAGGAUGAACAGACUUUCGGUCUUUUCGUGCACUGGCUGUACACCCGUCACAUUCACGUGUCCCCUGAGGAUGCAGAUCGCGCGGCGCAAUUCGAGACUUUGUGCGACCUGUGCCUCCUCGCCGAUCGUCGCCAGGUGCCGCUACCCAUGAAUGCAAUCAUCGAUGCCAUGAGAGACGUUGUUGUCAAGAUUCACAAGUUGCCGUUGCCCCAGCUGAACAAGAUAUUUGACAACACGACCACCGACGCCGGGCUGCGGCGCUUUUGCGUGGCAGUGAUCGUGAACGUGAUGCACUCAUCAACAGGCUCCGAGUUGUUUUCUCGUGAGUGUCUGAUCGAGAUCAUGAAGCUCGUUUGGAAAGACGGUGGAAACAAGAUGACGAAGGAGAACUUGAAAAGCCUCGAUCUCUGCCAGUAUCACUGGCAUGAGGAGGGGGAGAAAUGUCCCGAAUCUGAAGUUGAAGAAAGGACGCCGGAGGAGACCGCCCUCGCCUUGGACAUGGAACGCUGCUAUCUCAGCAAAUGGUUCAGAUGGUUGGUGCUACGCCACGAGUCUGAAGAAUGCCUGAAGCCAGUCAAGAGUGAUGUUGGAAGCUUCGGCCGGAGAGAGGAGAGGCAAUACUGGAGUAGAGCCGCUCCAUUUUCAGAUGACAAACUACUCAGUCUUGACGGAUACAAUAAGCAAUAA
Messenger RNA from Pseudocercospora fijiensis CIRAD86, 1170 nucleotides. RefSeq lists its product as uncharacterized. Bases 1 to 1170 code for a protein of 389 amino acids. NCBI's taxonomy places the organism in Eukaryota, Fungi, Ascomycota, Dothideomycetes, Mycosphaerellales, Mycosphaerellaceae. The transcript is spliced from 9 exons. The record is from RefSeq and is a predicted model, not a curated record.